Molecule: messenger RNA, 1230 nt
Organism: Lachancea mirantina
Lineage: Eukaryota; Fungi; Ascomycota; Saccharomycetes; Saccharomycetales; Saccharomycetaceae
Source: the annotation of a GenBank genome assembly
AUGAGCAGAAAGAUGUCAACAAAGCUCAAAUACUAUGACAUUGGCGUAAAUUUGAGUGACCCCAUGUACAAAGGAAUUUACAAUGGCAAAAAAUACCACGAAGGCGAUCUUCAACGAGUAUUAAAUCGUGCUGGAAAGGCCGGUGUUCGCACGAUGCUUUUGACGGGAUCUUCAUUCCAAGAGUCUCAAGAAGUAGCCAAAUUGGCAUCAAUUUGGAACCAAAAACCUUCCAAGGUGUACUAUACGCUAGGGGUUCAUCCUUGCUGCGUCAAUGAGUUUGUUCUAGCAGGACAUAACUCCGGAAUCGAUAAUCCCAGCAAUGAUGAAGAAUUCAACAAUCGACUAGAAGUCACCGAUUUCGCUUACACUAGGCGCAAACUUCAAGAUAUGUAUGCGCUGAUUGCAUCCAAGGCUCACGAGGAUCCCAACUUCAGAGCAAUUGGUGAAAUUGGGCUCGAUUACGAUCGUUUUUACUACUCAUCGCGGAAAUUACAACUUUUAUUCUUUGAAGAACAAUUGAAAAUGAGCUGUUUCUUCCCCAAAGUACCACUUUUCUUGCACAUGCGCAACUGCUGCAAAGAUUUCGUCGCUAUACUGUCAAAAUUCAUUCUUGGGUUUGUCGACGAGAAAGAUCAAUUCGAAUGGAGAAACACCAUACAGGAACAACAAUCAAGUGCGGAGGAUGGGCCUCAAACUCACGGCGAAAGUGGGGUUCGGUACAAGUUUUCGCCUGCGCGCAAAUUCGUCGUCCAUUCUUUCACAGGAUCGGUUGAAGAAAUGAGCCAGAUUUUAAACCUGGGUCCCAAUUGCUACAUUGGAAUGAACGGUUGUUCUUUCAAAACCCAAGAAAAUCUCGACUGCGUGAAACAAGUGCCUCUAAAGAGAUUAUUGCUCGAAACGGAUGCCCCUUGGUGUGACAUUAGACGUACUCACGAGUCCUACAAAUAUUUGUUCGAGAACGCAGAAUGUAGGAACCCGGAGAAGGAAGAUCCUUGGGAACACGGCCUUCAACGCGCUUACCCUGAGCUUCCACAGUGGUUUGCAUCUGUCAAGCGCGAUAAACUCGUUAAGAAAACCGAGGAAUCCUGGGACGAAAUAAUGGUAAAGUCCCGCAAUGAACCUUGCACGAUGGGCCAUGUCACGACGGUAGUAGCCAAUUGCAAACAGCUGCCACUUGAACAAGUUGCAGAAAUUGUCUGGCAAACAAGUUGCGACGUUUAUGGGGCAUGA